CGCCCCUCCCGUCCGGCCUCCGCCGCCGCCGCCGCCGCCGCCUGGGGCUUGGUUGAGGCGGACGGUGGGUCCGGGCCCGAGUGUGGCGCCGCCGCCGCUGCGCAAAGGGGUAAGCGGGCAGUCAGAAAAUGGGUAAGAAGAGUCGAGUGAAAACGCAGAAGUCGGGCACUGGUGCCACGGCAAGCGUGUGUCCGAAGGAAACCUUGAACCUGACCAGCGAGCUGCUACAGAAAUGCAGUAGCCCUGCGCCCGGCCCCGGCAAGGAAUGGGAAGAGUAUGCGCAGAUCCGGUCUCUCGUCGAGAAAAUACGGAAAAAACAAAAAGGUCUGUCUGUUACUUUCGAUGGGAAAAGAGAAGACUACUUUCCCGACCUAAUGAAGUGGGCCUCCGAAAAUGGAGCCUCUGUCGAAGGGUUUGAAAUGGUCAACUUCAAAGAAGAGGGCUUUGGUUUGAGAGCAACCCGAGACAUCAAGGCAGAAGAAUUAUUCUUAUGGGUUCCACGAAAAUUACUAAUGACUGUUGAAUCUGCUAAAAAUUCAGUGUUGGGGCCUUUGUAUUCUCAAGACCGGAUUCUUCAAGCUAUGGGAAAUAUCACACUAGCCUUUCAUCUGCUGUGUGAGCGAGCCGACCCUAACUCUUUCUGGCAGCCCUACAUUCAGACCCUCCCUAGCGAAUAUGAUACUCCUCUCUACUUUGAAGAGGAUGAAGUUCGGGACCUGCAGUCCACACAAGCCAUACAUGAUGUCUUCAGCCAGUAUAAGAACACGGCUCGGCAGUAUGCCUACUUCUAUAAGGUCAUCCAGACCCACCCUCAUGCCAACAAACUGCCCUUGAAGGAUGCUUUCACUUACGAGGACUACAGGUGGGCAGUCUCUUCUGUUAUGACUCGACAAAACCAGAUUCCCACAGAGGACGGUUCCCGGGUGACCCUGGCGCUGAUUCCCUUAUGGGACAUGUGCAAUCACACCAACGGCCUGAUCACCACCGGCUACAACCUGGAGGACGACCGGUGUGAGUGUGUGGCCCUGCAGGACUUCCGGGCCGGAGAGCAGAUUUACAUUUUUUAUGGCACUCGGUCAAAUGCAGAGUUUGUGAUCCACAGUGGUUUUUUCUUUGACAAUAAUUCACACGACAGAGUGAAAAUAAAGCUGGGAGUGAGUAAGAGUGACCGGCUGUACGCCAUGAAGGCCGAGGUCCUGGCCCGCGCCGGCAUCCCCACUUCCAGUGUGUUUGCGCUGCAUUUCACCGAGCCGCCCGUCUCUGCCCAGCUCCUGGCUUUCCUCCGCGUAUUCUGCAUGACUGAAGAAGAACUGAAAGAACAUUUGCUGGGAGAGAAUGCCAUCGACAGGGUCUUCACCUUGGGCAAUUCCGAGUAUCCUGUCAGCUGGGACAAUGAGGUCAAACUGUGGACAUUUCUUGAAGAUCGGGCCUCGCUUCUUUUAAAAACCUACAAGACCACCAUUGAGGAGGACAGGGCCUUCCUGAAGAGCCACAGCCUCUCCGUGCGUGCCACAAUGGCCAUCAAGCUGCGCUUAGGGGAAAAAGAGAUUCUGGAAAAAGCGGUGAAGAGCGCGGCCGCCAAUCGGGAGUACUACCGCAAGCAGAUGGAGGCGGGGGCCCCGCUGCCCCGGUGUGAGGAGAGCGGCGCACCGGGCGCCAGGCUGCCCUUGGCCUUGCGGAGCCUGGAGGAGGAGGCGGGCACGCAGGAGGCCCUCACCCUGGCCGAGGCUGUGGGCCGGGCGAAGGCCGUGGAGAACGGGCUCCUGAACGGCGAGAACUCUAUCCCCAACGGGACCGGGUCGGAGAAGGAGAAUUUAAAUGGGGAGGAAAGCAGAAGAGCAACGGAAGGCACCAAAGAAUCUUCCUCAGACAGCGCGGAGGGCGCCCGGGAGCAGUAGCCCCACGCAGGUGCCGUCUGCGCCCCGGCCGGCUGAGCGGAAGUCUGUGGACCGUCCAUUUGCAUCGCCGCGCUGCCCUGUCCACGUUCUCUUUCUGCAGAGAGGAAAAUGUGUUUUUGCUGCUUUAUAUAAAAAUGAUUUUUUUUUAAGUUAUUUAAAAAAAAUCUAGCUUCCCUUUUUGAUUAAGAUUGCCAUCUUGCUUCCAGGCAAAACAGGCUGUCGGGCCUCGGCAACGGCAGAGGGGGAAGAGGUGCUGGGGGGCGUCCUGUGGACCCACUGCAGGCGCACGGGCUGUCUUCCCGGGGAGGGGUGCAGGUGUGACCUCCGCUGUGCCCGGGUGCGCCCGGCACCGUGACGCUGCCGCAGUGGUGGCCUCUCUGCCCCCUGCCGAGGGGGCGGGGGGACAGACGUGCUUGGGGUUUGGCAACUUGAGGGUCUGGGCGACACCUUUUUUGGUUUAUUUUUUUUUUCCCCUAAAAUAACACCCCGGUACUGAAAGAAAAGUUAAGGUGGCAACCUUAUUUUUAAUAGUUUUAAAUGUUGAUGAUAAUCCCAAUUAUAUAAAUACACACACAGCCCUAGUGAUUUCUAAAGAUUUGUUUACCUUUUGUGUUUGGUUUUACUGUUAUUAAGAACUUGCCCUUUCUCCUUGAAUCACAGUAGGAUAUGCAUCCUCCUCCUCAUUUUACAUGUUGGCUCUGAUUUUAAAGUGGUGCGUUUGAUUUCCUGCAUCGGUCCCGGAGGGUCUGCGGCUGUGGCAGCGGGGCCUCAGCCCUGCGGGGCCGCGCGCAGCGAGGCGGCUUCCCGGCUCUUCUGGUUUUCACAAGCUAGAGAUUUUCAAAGCUACACUUUUGAGUAAAAAGCCUUAUUAAAAGGAAAAUACGAUUAAUA
Molecule: messenger RNA, 2789 nt
Organism: Hyaena hyaena (striped hyena)
Lineage: Eukaryota; Metazoa; Chordata; Mammalia; Carnivora; Hyaenidae
Gene: SETD3
Product: SET domain containing 3, actin histidine methyltransferase
Exons: 13
Coding region: 129-1898 (589 amino acids)
Biological process (GO): peptidyl-lysine trimethylation; positive regulation of transcription by RNA polymerase II; actin modification
Molecular function (GO): histone H3K4 methyltransferase activity; histone H3K36 methyltransferase activity; transcription coactivator activity
Source: RefSeq, a predicted model, not a curated record